AAUCAGCUGUUUGUGAGUCACGUGACAUUUGUUUAUAAACAACAUUUUUAAUAAAUUGCACCAAAAAUACCACAAAAUCCUAGUUAAAUCAUGCAUUUCUGUAAGAUUUAUCUUCCCAGUGAGUACUAUAAAGUAAAGGAGAAUCUCUCCCUGUACGGAUUCUUCGAAGAAACCAAAGAUUACAGCAGUUUUUUCGUGGUAGACAAGAAAAACAGUGGAUCUGAAGAAGUUUCGAAUAUCGGACAGAUUUCCACGAAUUUCAAUCCCAAAUACCCAAAAGCCAAGGAAAAACCAAACGACAGACCAUUCUUUGAGUUCGUUGCUAUCCCAUCGUGUGAAAAUAUUUUGAUCCGGACAGUGGAUUUGCAGAAAAUUCCUGAGAAUAAGUUGGAAGUUGAAUUGAUUCUCUACCAUUCAAAAAACUUCAAUUAUUUAUCAAAAAACGCAUUAGUACAUGCCGGUUCCCAGAAUGAUAUCAUCCGGCUAGCCCAUUAUUUGCAAAUUAGUAACAAUCACAGGGCAAAGUUGUCGGAAUAUCAGUGUUUCAGUCUUAUUUUGAAAGUCUUGUUGUUUCUUGGGAAGCUCUUCAAGCCAAUCUUCCAUAAAAGUGCAGUAGCUUACCAUGCGGAGGAAUGGUAUGAGAACCUGAGGAAGAAUUCAAUGAAAAAUGGCCGUUCUUGGACAAUAGCCUUUGAUGUUGCAGCUGGAUUGGGGAUUCUCAUUUGGUUGCAUCAUCUUGGCAAUCCAGAGGAAUAUCUUCUAGAAUUCGCAUAUACAGUCGUAUACUACUUGCGUGGCCUUCUCACAAGUCUCCGGGGAAGCCCAGCCGGUCUCAAGCUCAACGUGCAGCUAAAUCAUUUCCUCCUCAAGUGUUUCAUUUAUCAUGUUGAUCUGUGGGCAACAUUUUUAGAAAUUGUGUCACCGGCAAUUCACUACCUAUUCCUGCCAUUGUCAAUUCUGGGCCUCUGUGGCUUAUCAUUUCAAUUGGCACUCCUAUCGGAUUUACUUGUGCUAAUUACCCUCCACGCUCACUGCUUCUACAUCUAUGCGGCUGUAUUGUACCGUUUGGAAAUUGUUGGAAUUGGGGCCCUUUGGAGAGUUGUUCUUGGUCGAAGGAAGAACAUCCUGAAAAAUCGCGUUGAAUCAUUUGAUUAUAAAAAUUCCCAACUUUACUUAGCAACGCUCUUCUUUGCCAGUCUAUUGUUCCUUCUGCCCACUGUGUUAGUGUACUACGUGGUCUUUGCUACACUACGAUUUGGCACGUACUGCAUCACAUACAUUUUGCUCAUUAUACGGAGACGUAUUCUUCAUUUGCCUGUGGACACAAUCAUGCGAUGGCUCUUGGGUGUCUACAUUUCACCAGAUAAUGUUGAGGUGAAACUUAUGGACGUCAAUCGUGGUCAAGUGAAUGAUUUUGCAGGAAGCAUAAGUGCGAUAUUUAUCAAACCAUUGCCUUCCUGGCCAAGUAACACCAUGACAGAUGUCCAGAAUGGCGACAGUGUUUAUAGUAUCAAUCAAUUCUUCAUUCGGCUCAUCAAAGGACAGUUGAUGGGAUCAAUUCAGCCAAAGUACUCAACAACAUAGAGAGUAUCAACAGGUGAGAGAAAAAAUAUUAAAACAUUCCCUUUCACCGACACCACGAUGGCACGCGACGAGGUGAGAUAAAAAUAAUUGUAUGUUCUGUAUGAUUACAAACAAUGCUCUUGAUAUACUUCUUCAAACUCUCAUUGUUCGAUAUUAAUUGUGGGUGCGUGCAGCAAUUAAAUGAUUAACGCAGAUAGUGAGAGAGUGAAAUGAACAAUAAAAAAAAAUUUGAUGAUGC
Messenger RNA from Phlebotomus papatasi, 1822 nucleotides. RefSeq lists its product as uncharacterized. Gene Ontology annotation, biological process: GPI anchor biosynthetic process. Gene Ontology annotation, cellular component: membrane; endoplasmic reticulum. The coding region runs from base 91 to 1584 and encodes 497 amino acids. NCBI's taxonomy places the organism in Eukaryota, Metazoa, Arthropoda, Insecta, Diptera, Psychodidae. The transcript has 8 exons. The record is from RefSeq and is a predicted model, not a curated record.